AUGGGUGCUCAAUUUUCGCAAUUCUUCCCUCCGCGCCCGACAUUCACCCUGUCCGACGUUCCCUCGCAGCAGGGGAAAGUCGUCAUCGUGACCGGCGGUGCAUCCGGAAUAGGACAGGAGCUGGUGCGCAUGCUCUACCAGAAAGGGGCGACAGUCUACAUCGCCGGCCGGUCCGAGCCGCACGCUCAGGCGGCCAUCCAGGCCAUUCAAGCCAGGACCACCACCACUGGGGGCCAGCUGUACUAUCUCCCUCUGCAUCUAGACGAUUUGACCACCAUCAAAUCCACCAUCGCCGCUUUCGCAUCGCGGGAAAGUAGACUCGAUCUGCUCGUCAACAACGCGGGCGUCUCCCAGCCCCCACUUGGAAGCGUCUCCGCGCAGGGGAUCGAGCUGCAAAUCGCCACCAACUGCCUCGGCCCCUUCCUCCUGACGCAGCUCCUCCUCCCAUUCCUCACCGCUACGGCGACAGCCAACAACGAAUCCUCCCCGGCACCGCGAGUGAUCUGGACCAGCAGCCAGGUAGCCGAGCUCUCCGCGCCGCCGGAGGGGAUCAUCCUGUCCGAGCUCCGCGACCCGCCCCGCGAUGCCGUCCGGAACUACGUUACCUCCAAACUAGGCAAUUGGUUCCUCAGCGUGGAGUUCGCCCGCCGGUACCGAGACGCCGGGCUGGUCAGCGUCGCGCAGAAUCCCGGGGCGGCGAACACCAAUCUGCUGCGCAACGCGCGGUGGAUGAAGCUGCUGUCGUGGCCCUUGCUGUACAGCCCCGACCUGGCGGCUCACACGGUUCUCUUCGCCGCCGUCGCGGAGGAGCUGGACAAGCCCGACAACACCGGUGCGUAUGUGAUCCCCUGGGGUCGACUGCAUCCCGGGGUGGCGCCGAAAUUGGCCCGGCAUUUGGCGCCAGCGGAGGAGGGCGGCACUGGGCGGGCGGGCGAGUUCUGGGAGUGGUGCGCGGAGCGGACGAGGGAUUAUUUGUGA
Aspergillus japonicus CBS 114.51 is the source of this 978-nucleotide messenger RNA. Its product is annotated as NAD(P)-binding protein. Lineage: Eukaryota; Fungi; Ascomycota; Eurotiomycetes; Eurotiales; Aspergillaceae. The transcript has a single exon. Bases 1 to 978 code for a protein of 325 amino acids. The record is from RefSeq and is a predicted model, not a curated record.